Talaromyces amestolkiae is the source of this 1227-nucleotide messenger RNA. RefSeq lists its product as uncharacterized. The record is from RefSeq and is a predicted model, not a curated record. Gene Ontology annotation, molecular function: aspartic-type endopeptidase activity. Gene Ontology annotation, biological process: proteolysis. The transcript is spliced from 4 exons. NCBI's taxonomy places the organism in Eukaryota, Fungi, Ascomycota, Eurotiomycetes, Eurotiales, Trichocomaceae. The coding region runs from base 1 to 1227 and encodes 408 amino acids.
AUGAUCAAUCCUACCGGGGCGACCCUUUUAGGGCUUCUUCUCCCAGCCCUCAUAUCCGCCCACAACUCCGAGACUCACAAGAGGCGUGACGACGUCCCAGGCACAAUCGAGUUACCAUUAACACUCGUCGAAAGCGGUGGCGGCGAAGGUCCUCAGUAUCUUGUCAACAUUUCCAUCGGCACGCCUCCACAAGAAGUCACUGUUCAAAUCGAUACGGGAUCUUCCAACUUGUGGAUUUUUGCUAACGAUAAUGUCUGCAAUAAUUCAUAUGGCUGUCUGGGUAGCUCAUUUGAUGUGAAUGCUAGCGCCACCUUGGUCAACGACCUGCCUGGAGAGUUCGCGUAUAGUUAUGGCAGCGGCGCAAAUGGAACUGGUGACUGGGUAACCGACAGCAUCACCAUCGGCGGGCAGACUAUUCAAAACGCUCGAUUCGGAGUUGCGCAUGCUUCUUAUGGAAUAAGUCCGUUGUAUGGUAUAAUGGGCCUCGGCUUUCCAUCUGGGGAAUUUUCAUCGUCUCAGAAUUUAUCACAGUAUAAUACUACUGUGAUGACCAUGGCAAACCAAGGGGUCAUCAAUACAGCUGCAUUCUCGUUGUAUUUGAACGAUCUUGAAAGCCAAGGUAACAUCCUGUUCGGUGGUUAUGACCAGGCCAAGUAUAUCGGAGACUUGCAGACGGUCGACUUACUCGAUGUCGGUGAUUAUGUACAAUACUAUGUCAACCUGACAGCCCUCGGCGUCUCAUCCAUUGACUCCACCACCAACUCCUCCUCCACUACCUGGUACUCCAACAGCACCGUUUCCGGCGCCGCCUUCAUUGACUGUGGCAGUCCCAAGAUAUUUCUACCUGCCGGCGGCUCCAUAAACGCCAUUUAUAGUCUCGGCGGCGAGUACAAUUCCGACCUCACAUACUCUUUAAUUCCCUGUUCGGCAGCGAAUGAUACUACGUCAACAGUUGACAUCCAGCUUGGCCCCGGAGACAAUGGCCCAUUGGUUAAGAUUCAUCUGAGUGAGCUUGUUGAGCCCUACCUGGGUGAAGAUAGUGGGAAUGUGACGGUGAAUGGGGAGGAGGCAUGUUCGUUUGGGCUUAGUCCGGGGCCUAAUGGUUUCCAGGUACUUGGGGAUGCGUUUAUUAGAGGGGUUUAUAUUUUGUUCAACAUGGAGGAUCAUACGGUGUCGAUGGCGCAGGCGAAGUAUGAGGUUGAGGAGAGGGAUGUUGUUGCUGUAUAG